Molecule: messenger RNA, 3645 nt
Organism: Phymastichus coffea
Lineage: Eukaryota; Metazoa; Arthropoda; Insecta; Hymenoptera; Eulophidae
Product: aquaporin AQPAe.a-like
Exons: 6
Coding region: 111-977 (288 amino acids)
Biological process (GO): transmembrane transport
Cellular component (GO): plasma membrane
Molecular function (GO): water channel activity
Source: RefSeq, a predicted model, not a curated record
AGUCUUUCUCUGAUUGUUGCUGAUGUUCGCGAUUAUGAGUUUAGCAAUCUAAACUGCUCGGUCGCGAUUCACCUGUCGUAAUUUUAACUACUUUUUUCACUCCCGGGAUAAUGUCGACAAAUCGAAAAGCGAUAACAUGCACGUGCUGUAUGAUCGCAGUCGAGCCAUGGAAAAUGGAAAAAGGAGUUUGGCCGAUGUUCAUGGGUGAGCUGGUUGGCACGGCUAGUUUGAUUUUUAUCGGCUGUAUGGGAUGCAUCGGUACUCUGGGAAAGGAACCACCACCGCCAAUGCAGAGCGCUCUCACGUUUGGUCUCACUGUCAAUCUUCUAAUCAUGACGUACGGGCACGUAAGCGGGGCACAUUUUAAUCCCGCAGUGACGUUGGGUGCUUUGAUGCUCGGUAUGAAAUCCAUCCCGACGUCGAUUGUUUACAUGAUAGCCCAAUUCAUCGGCGCCGUUUUAGGCUACGGACUAAUCAAGAUAGUAACGCCAGGGUUCCUGAUGAGCGACGGCAGCAAUCCGAGCAGCGGAGUGCCUCUGUGCGUGACGGCGAUCCAUCCCGACAUAUCGAUAGUGCAAGCGAUUCUAAUCGAGAUACUGUGCACGUCGCUUAUACUGCUUGGCGCCUGCGCCACUUGGGACUCGCGAUGCUCUCACACCACCGACUCCACCGCCAUAAGGUUCGGCAUGGCCGUCGCUGCUAUUUCCUUCGCUGCGAGCCCGUAUACGGGAUGCAGCAUGAAUCCGGCGAGAACGUUCGGGCCAGCACUGUGGAACAGCGCCUGGGAAAAUCAAUGGGUCUACUGGGUUGGACCAAUGCUCGGUGGAGCACUUGGCACGUCUUCCUACAUAGUCUUAUUUUCCGAGAAAAGAGCUUCCAAGAGGAGACACGAGACAAACGAGUACGGAUCCUACAAAAUGAAUGAAGUCGAUUCAGCCGACUUGGAUAAUCCUGCGAGCUUGGACUGUGCCCAAUAAAAUUUUAUGUCUUCUUAAUUAGAUUCCAAACUUACUGAUACGAUUGCCGCUACAUAUGUAUAGAACAAGUGUUGAAAAUCAUGUCAAUUACUCUCUUCGACUCCUCUUCAUUAGAUUUAUUACAAAGUUGUCUAAAGCUGAGACAAGUGCUAGUGUUAACUUCUUACGUUCCAAUCCGAAAAAUAGUCUAGAAGCCGGGCGGAGGGUAUCGUGGCCGUUAGCGCCAAAAUAUUACACUCAAGUGGCUUUUACGUAUUUUCACCCGAUGAAAACGAAUUUCGAAAAUAGCUUAUCGACAACUAUACCGUCAAUUAGCUUUUAACAAAUCAAUUGUUUGAGUGAUAAUAAAAAAUGCAUUUAUGGCUUAAUCAAUAUUUAAAAAUAUACUACGUAUUUCUCAACUUGCAUUGAAGAAGUAGCAUUUUUCAAAUUUGUAAAAUAUUACGCAGAACCCGAUAUAUUGUAAAUUAUGUAAGAAAACGGCGCAAGCGGCGUGAGCGCAAAGGCGCGCGCCAAGCGCGCAAUGCUGCUGUCAAAUUCAAAUUAGAAUAUCUUGUAUUCUGUUGAAUAUCUAUUUGAAAUCUAAAAAAACUUACUAAUUUGUUAUGUUUGGCUGUCGACAAAAUAUUCAUAAAUUUAUCAAUAAACUAGUUAUUGUCAUUGAAACAUUUAAGUUGUUAACAACAAAUCAUCUGUCAAGUUUACAAUAAGCCAUCCCUGAAAUUUCUAUUCAGUGGGUCAAAAUACAUAAAAUCUAGUUGGUUAGAGCAUUUUAUCUCUAUUGGCCACGACCACGUUCUACACUAAAAAUCGUGCUCGCGUUAUUCCACUCAAAUGGCGCUUACAAUUCGAUAUUUUCACGUAACAUUAACUUCUCACUCCAGGAGGAACAGACGCCAUUAAAACCGAGAGUAUUUUUUCGAUCUUCACAAUUCACAAUUAAAAUGCUUAAUGGUCGACAAUUAAAUGCACAAUGAAAUCGUAUCUUAACGUGAGCGAGUGACGUUCAUUAUAAAACAAAAAAAAGACCUACAAUAGAAGCCGAAAUAGAGAAUACAGCAUAAUUACAAUUAACGAGCGAAUAAGAAAUAGAGUUUUAAGGCUCAUUUGCAAAUCGCUAGUUUUCGUUAAUUGCAAUCCGGGCACUCUAACGAGCGGAUAGAUAUCGCGGCUCGAUGCGCUAUACUGUCGCGAUUAACUGUGCCAAUCAUUAUCGCGGUCACUCGACACUACGUUGCUUCUGUUUAAUUGCAGAAGAAAAUUCCGCAUAUAUACGCGGCUCGUUAAAUUUGUAGCCGAUACGUACGCCAAUUCAAGUGUUUGCUUUAAUAACCGCUGUUGUGAAAAUCUCAUUCCGCGUUUUAUUGAUUUUCUUCUCUUCCUUCGACGGAAAUUGAUUUUAUCGCGCCAAGCCAAAAACGAGUAAAUAAUUAGCAAUGAGAUGAAAGUGAUUCCCGGGGAGGCGGUCAACGCACACGUACGGAUUUUCCUUCGGGCGCUGUCAAUGCCAGCUGAACGGAUGCCAAUAAUCAGGCGCUUAUCGACUUUCCGGAUCUUUCGCAACGACCACUUUCUCGUCUCUACCAGCAUCGCAUUUUUAUGCAUAAAAGCGUCCUUUGACAAACUAACCAAUUAUAUAUAGGUUUAUUCGCUUAGAUAACCACUUGCUCUGAUUUUAACGCCCAACGAGUUUUUAUAUUUUGGACGGCGACUUAUAUACGAUGAAGCUUUCUGCGUGCAAUUUAUCAAUACUGACACGGCUUUUGAAAUAAGUCGAUUAAAGAUCAAAUUUAAUGAAAAUUCGAAUUAAUUUUGGCUCUCUUGUACGUCAAAUCGAUUCGAUGAACAAUAGUGUGAAACACUCUUGAAGCGUCAACGUGCUCAUGUCGAGUUGAUAAGACAAUGUUAGCUACAUCGACGUUAUUGACUCGACGAAAUACAAGAUCUUUUACGUAGGUGUGUUCUAUAUGGAUGUAUGUAAGGUUAUAGACAGAAAUUAUACGAAGGUGUGUGCGUAUGUAUGAAUGUGUACGAGACUGAACUUUCUACCGUUUGCCUGGCACUUUACUGCGGUAGUUGCAAUUUAAAGUAGCACUCUAUACAAUUUUCCAAUCACCCAAUAAUUGCGGAGACGCAAGCUCGAAAGAAAGCCAAGAUAAAAAGCAAAAGAACCGUUUCAUAAUGGAGAAUAAUACAAUUUCAGUGUUCUUUAUCGGCGUCGCAUGCAUAAAACAUGCAACUACGACGACACACAACGGAGAUUUAGGAAGGGAGUCGUGAGAGAGACGCGAUGACAUUUAAAAGGAAAACACUCUAGACGAUUGUUCUGUUUCUAGGUGGGUUAUAUAGCUGAGAUGCGGUCGCAUUGUAAUACGUCGCAUUAAAUUUAUUGUUUUGUAUCGCGAGAGGCAGUUACGUAUAUGCCUUUAUAAGUACGCGUAUGUAAUAUGCGAUAUACCUAAUCAUUCCAGAGUUUGAGAAUUUUCACAUUACGUGUUUAUCUUUAAUAUAAACAAUUAGCUGUGGUUUUUACGACUUCACGUUACUUAGUUUUUUUCUCUUUUACACUCAAUUAGUCAUACAUCGCCUGACAACUUAGCUUGCGGAAAUUUAAUUGUUGCCAAGACUUUUUUUCGAUACUUAUUUUUUUUUUAUAGACGUUGAUCUC